Molecule: messenger RNA, 885 nt
Organism: Phaethon lepturus (White-tailed tropicbird)
Lineage: Eukaryota; Metazoa; Chordata; Aves; Phaethontiformes; Phaethontidae
Product: collagen alpha-3(IV) chain-like
Exons: 8
Coding region: 1-885 (294 amino acids)
Source: RefSeq, a predicted model, not a curated record
AUGGGCUUCCCAGGACAAAGGGGACUGCCUGGCAUCAACGGUGCAAGAGGAGAUCCAGGCUUCCCAGGUGUUUCUGGACUACAAGGAGACCCAGGAGAGGAGGGAGAUCGUGGGCUGCCUGGUCUUCCUGGAUUCUCUGAUGCGGAUGGGGAUAAGCCAGGCUUACCUGGAGAGAUGGGACCAAAAGGCGAAAAGGGUGAAUUAGGAUCUCCUGCUUAUCAGGUGGGCCCACCUGGCUUUCCGGGGAAGCACGGCACACCGGGACUCCGUGGUCCGCCUGGUCCUGCUGGAACCCCUGAUCAGAGGGAAAAUGGUACCAGAUGCUUCACUAAGGAGCACAGCAUCAGGGCAAGAAGCAAUGGUCACAAGCUGCAAGAAGGCAAGUUCUACUUGGGUAUUAGGAAAACCUUUUUUACCGUGAGGGUGGUCAGACACGGGAACAGAGAGGUUGUAGGCUCUCCAUCUUCGGAGACAUCCAAUAUUCAACUGGACAAGGCCGACAGGAGGGGACGCCAGGUCGAUUUGGCCUGCAAGGCUUCCCUGGGCCAAGAGGACAAAAAGGGCCUAAAGGCGAGGAAGGGGAUUGCAGUAAAUGCCUUGUGGGUGACGAAAUCAGAAGGGGCUCUACUGGCCCCCCUGGCCCUCCUGGCUUUCCAGGAACCCCUGGCCAGCCUGGGAGGAAAGGAGAACCUGGUGAUCAAGGACCACAUGGUCUUCCUGGCUACCCGGGAGCAAAAGUGCUGUGCUGUGUGGUAUGCCAACUGCAUCGUGGUUCCUCACAGUCAGAACAGACUGCAGGAGGUCGCAUCUCUCAAGAUUUUAGAAAAAAAAUUUUGUAAAGCUGACCCAAGACUGAUUUUUGUUUAUGCAAAGGCGUCAGAGUGA